UUCUAUCAUCUGUGGUAUAAAUCCUUAGAACUGUACAUGGCAGGAAGAUAAUGAAAGUUACUGUUUGGUGGUAAUUACAGAGGAGGCGUGAAUAUCAUCAUGUUGGGCCUGUUUCUUCUGUUUGAACUGCUGAGACUGAGCAUUGCAGAGGAAACAUUUUGUUGGCUAGUGGCUGAUAAUGCGGAAAGUGUCACUUGCAAAGGGGAGAAUAUUACGGAAAUUCCUAACAACUUAUCAGUCAACAUCACGAAACUACACCUAAGCAACACAAGGAUUGGAUUCAUUCCGGCGCGAGCAUUUGAGAGAUACAAGAAAAUACGAGAACUCCAUAUACGGAACUUCACUGAGUUGGAGACGAUUACACCAGGAGCUUUCAAAGGAAUGUCGGAAUUGAGAAUAUUGUGA
Molecule: messenger RNA, 405 nt
Organism: Haliotis rubra (blacklip abalone)
Lineage: Eukaryota; Metazoa; Mollusca; Gastropoda; Lepetellida; Haliotidae
Product: slit homolog 2 protein-like
Exons: 3
Coding region: 100-405 (101 amino acids)
Molecular function (GO): protein binding
Source: RefSeq, a predicted model, not a curated record